Molecule: messenger RNA, 2473 nt
Organism: Impatiens glandulifera
Lineage: Eukaryota; Viridiplantae; Streptophyta; Magnoliopsida; Ericales; Balsaminaceae
Exons: 14
Coding region: 147-2165 (672 amino acids)
Source: RefSeq, a predicted model, not a curated record
CCUAAAAUACGAGUCGAUCAUUUCCCGCCAGAGCGCUUUUGACAACCAACGCUCUUCGCAAGAGUUAGGGUUUUGGAAGGAAGAAAAGUUAUCUCUAGUAGAGCUACACUUCUCCAUCGAAGAAUAACCGAUCUGAAAACGAGAACAUGCGUUCUUUUGUAGGUGAAGAUGACGCGCCAAUGGACACUGACUACGAUGAUGAAGCACCUAAACGAAAGGAAGACGAAGACGAAGAAGAAGAGGAGAUGGAUCCAUUCGGUCAGUUCAUCAAUUACGUGACAUCUAUAUUGUUACCGGAUAACAGCGAUGACGACGAUGAAGAACCAAAUGGACCUGGAUGGAGUUGGAUCGCUUCUCGUAUUCUCAAGACAUGCAUUGCUUAUUCGAGCGGCGUCACUUCAGCGAUUCUGUUAUCUGAACUCUCUCAGGCGUGGAAUGAACAAAACAGAAUCGGUGCUCCAAAGAAGCAACCUGAAUGCAUUAGUAUGCUUAAGAAGAACAAAAGAUCUAAACUUCCGAAUACCGUGACUAUUGAUUCCAUUUACGAGAAGAAAUUUCUGUCGCUUAAUAGUGUCCUCGAAGCUAUUAUUAUCGAUGCAUUUGUUCUUCCUGGAACAAAUAUCUACAUGCUUUCUUUGGGCGAUUUUUGGAGCUCCAACACUAUCGAACUUUACCUCCAUCGUAGAUUUUACAACUUAGCUGAUACUCAUGAUGGAAUUCUGAAGAAAGGAAGAGAGGUUUUUCUUACAGGAUGUCGUCUGCGACCUGCUUCUAGUGGAUCUGGUUGCCUGCGGCUUUUGCCAACUGAAUAUUUUAUCACCCUUUUGAAUGAGGAUGAAGAUGAUGAUGCUAUGCUUCUUGGUGCACAAUUUUGUUCAGAUUCUUUCUCCAACAUAUCUGUUGAUGCUAUUAACGAAGGAACUUCUUAUUCUCUAUAUGCGAGGAUUGAGUACAUUGGUCCAGUGGAAAUUCAAGGUAAAGAUGGUAUUCAGAGGAAACAAAUUGCUCUAGUUGACAAUGAUGGUAUCAGAAUGAAGUUUUUGCUUUGGGGAGAGCAAGUUCUUCUUGCUGACCUCUUCAGUUUGGGAAGUAUGCUCGCCCUUGAUAAACCCUUUGUAGCAACUUUUACUGGAAGUGCCACCGGAAGAUCUGAAGAACUGUGUCUUGAAUAUGGUAGCGCAACACAAUUGUAUCUGGUGCCCUUCAUUCAACAUGAGGAACAAGUUUCUGUAGCAUUGACACAAACUCGAACUCAAGGGUCAAAGUUUUUGAGCACAUGCUAUCCAAGCCAGAUGUCCAAAAUCUCUCAAGUUGUCUUGCCCUGUGAUUCCAAAGGGUCCAUUGACUUCAGAAAUUAUCCUUUUCGAAUAUCUGUAAGUGAUCUUCGGGACAAGAUGACAGGGUUCAGCCUCUAUGGCAUAGUUAGCGACAUGUCUCGAGACACCAAUUCAGAGGAAGUUGUAUUUUCCUUGAGGAUUGAAGAUAAAACUGGUGCAAUUUGGGUGAAGCUUCAUUUUUCCAAAUCUUGGUCACUUGGACGAGUUGGACUUGGACACACUGUGUACUUGUCAGGCUUGUCAUGCUCAUAUACUGGACAUAAAUGCCUUGAAGUCAUAUGGUCAGAGAACAACAUUGGGGUUUCUUUUGUCAACCUAAGCUGCUUGCCGGCUUUGGUAAAUUCGUCUUGUCUGCACGUCUUAUCUACCCUGUCUAAUCUACAAGAUCGCAAAGCCAAUAUACAUGUAUGUCAGAUUCAGGUAGACCAAGUAGAAUAUUGUCAUGUGAAUACAAGGUAUUCUCAUUCACCAUGUGGCCAUUUCGUCAGUAUGACUUCUGCAGAGGCUGUGUGCAAAUUUUGCCAUCAAUCUUGUUCCACUGCCGAAGUGGAGAGCGCUUUCCAUCUGAAAAUAACUCUUGCAGAUGAGAGCGGUAAAGUUCUUGCAUGGUGUACUGGUCAGACAGCCGUGGAUUUGCUGCAGAUCUCUCCUGACGAGUUUAACGAAUUGCCUGAGGAAGAGCAAAUCAUUUAUCCAUCCUCCCUUGAGAGUGAAAGGUUUAGAGUUUCCCUAGUGAAUUGUAGAAGGCCAUCUCCCGGCAACAACUUAUACGAAGAAAGCGAUACAUUGUCGUGGGAAAUUACUCGUGCAAUCAAAUUAGACAGUUGAAUCAAUCCCCAUAGAGAGCUUCCACAAGCUAUUCUCGAAAACUGGAUACUGCAUAUAUGGCAAGCAAAUAUAAGGGUUUACUUGAACCGUCGAAUCCCAAACAAACUAAGCAUUGAGUUGAGGUUGGUUUUGGUUUGGGUCUGGGUUCAGAUUACCUAAACUAUCAAAAAAAGUGGAGAAAAUAACUAACAUCAUUCCUUGUAAUGAUGUCUUACAAUUUCACCAAAAUUGUGGAUCAAUUAUUUUAUAAUUUAACUAUGGUUCACAAGGGACUUUGAGCAAUUGGGAAAUUUAAGGGUCUUCUUGGU